AUGCAGCAGCCAGCACAGCACAUCCCCUUGAACCUGGGCCAGUCUACCGGCGGGCUCGAUUCCAACGGACACCAAUCAGCAAUGUUUCCCAAUGUGCUGCCUCACUCAUCCAUGUCGACGGAUGCGCUCACAUCUGCGCUUAGUCUCUUGCCCCCCGAGUUGCUCCAAUCGCAUCAGCAUCAGCAGCAUCUUCAUUCGUCUUUUGCUCAGCUCGCUUCAUCUCAGCCCGGCUCGACGGCUUCGCUUCUUUCACACGUGCACAACCAGCUACAGCCUGCAGCCCAGAGUCUGAUCACCCAGCAGCAAGCGCGAAGCUCGCCAUCCCAACCAUCGCAGCUGCCCGAAGGCCAACCAUCGCAUCCGCAGCAGUCGCGUCGACGUCCACAACCGCAGCGACAAUCUUCUCAUCAAAAGCAGCACCCACGACAACCGUCGCAGCCACAGCAGCAGCAGCCACAGCAGCAGCAGCAACAUCAGCCUCUGCAAGGCCAGCAAAGCCAACCGCAUCAACAGCAGGGCAACAUCCAUAUCAACGCGCAGCAGCAUCCGUCUCCUGCACAGUCGCAGCACCAAUCGAACAUUGCUCAGUUGCUUGGUACACAUUCGGAUGCUCUCGGUGUCACACAGUCCUCUCUCCUUCAUCAGCAUGCUUCCAUCUUGUCAGAUGCCCGCUCCUCGGUCUCAACCUUCUCACAAGCGAUGCACGACGCCAAACAAGCUUCCCCGGUGGAUCGCGGCGACAUUCGCAAUGUCAUCUCCAUCCUCGAGCGCGCAUCCAAAACUCUCGUUUCCGAACUCGAUCAAGGAGUCAGCAAACUUCGCGCGUUAUCAAGUUCGCCAGCGUACAACAACAUGACUGGCUUGCUGAACGCAUCGAGCGCCAAUCUGCUCGGACAAGAUUCCAAUUCUGGCCACGACCUUUUUGGCACUAUGAACAACUUUGGUCUUCCUGGUCCCGGCAUGCAGCAACAUCAGCAGCAACCAUCAAAUGCGGGAGGACUGCCGUUCGAUCUCGGCAUGGGCUUCCAACAAGGUCCUGCCGCGACCGGCCUCUUCAACAUGAACGGCGUUAGCAACUCAAAUGCUGCCAACGGCGGAUCUGGUGGCUUCAACAGUGGCUUUUCAGACGAUAUCGGUGGGCGAGGCAACGGCCAGCAAGGCGCCGGCUCCCAAAAUCCGUCAUUCUUGCCGGCCCUCCUGGCGCAGUAUCUCUCGCAAAACACAGAUCCAUCGAGCCGCAAUGGCACUUUGUCGCUCUUCCAGUCGCUCAACAAUGGAAACGCUAACGGACCCUUUCCGAACUCGAUGCAAGGUCUCGAGGCGUUGUUGAACCAAGGUCUGCCGCAACAACGACAGCAACCUCGCUCAGGCUCGACGGACAUCGACGGUGGCCGCUCUCACAUCCCGCAGACCUCAGCACAGCUUUCCAGCGAUGGUGCUCCGCUUUCCAACGCUGCUGCUCUCGCCGCCCUCACCUCGUUGGGUAUCACCCCAACUAUGCUGGAAGCUUUAGGUCUCGGUUCUGUCGCGCAGCAGAUGCUGAAUGCACCCGUCGAUGGUGGUAACAAGAAGGACAGCUCAAACAGAGCUCCAAGUCAAGGGCGUACCUCUCCCGAAGAACGCGACGACUCUUCCGAGGCGGAACUCGACGAUCUCACCUCGGAGCCAGCGCGCAAGAAGCGGAAACAGGCUCGCUCGAAGGCCGCGGGCCCUGCGUCCCAGGUCAACGCGGAGGCGAGCAGCUCGAAGCAGCCAUCCCAGACACCCGAUGCGCACCAUGCAAGCAAAUCUCGCCUUAGCCAUUCUGCCACUCCGGGCAAUUCGACUCCCAAAGUCCCACAUUCGUCUCACCAUCUUGACCGCAAUCCCAACAAUCCGAACCUACCCGGACCGUCAGAUGCUUCGAAGCGCAUUCCCACGCUCGGAGUGGGUCUGAGACAGGAGGGCGACAAGAGAUACCGCAAUCGCAAGCUCCUCCGCGAUCUGAGAGAGCACCUCUACCGCUGGCUCGGCACUGACGAAUUCCGAAAACUUCGCAGCACGUACAAGGUGGCCGAGUGGGUGCCCAACCCGCACUUGACGGAAGAGGAAAAGCAGAUCCUCGCCUCAUUACCGGCAGGCGCCGUGGCGCAGCCUCCGAUCACGACGCACAUCUUCCACGUCGACUUUACAAGUCGCGACUUUUACCGCACGAAUCAGUCGCUCAUCGACGCCAUCGUCACGGAAGGAUCGAAAAAGGUGGAAGCCAAGCCGGAAGCGUAUGCGAUCGUACCGGGAACGAUCGACCGAGAUCAUCUCGAGGAUGUCGCCAAGGACCUCAUGGAUUCGGCGAGGUCCGGAUUCCGCAUGUCUCUGCGAACGGGUUUGCAGGCCGAAAAGGAAGACAAGGAGAAGCAUGAAAAGUAUAGGGGCGUCGAACGAGCCAAGACCAAGUGCCGUAAUCGCGAGAUUGGCGCGGGUCGGCUGCGUCAUGCGAUUCCCAAACAGUUGUUGAUACCGGGUGCUUACUCGGACGAUGCAGCCAGCGACGAGGAUCUGCACGGUCUCACCAAGUCGGAGUGGAAACGUCAACGAUUGCGAAAGCUACGCAUCGCCAAAGGGUGGGAAGCGGUCACUCCCAAGUGGCGGAACAAGCAUCUCACCCGGGCCUACCACAAAGCAGACAUCGUCAGCAAGAGUAAGCAGAUGGCCCGUUGGCGGCGUGACAAUCCGGUCGACCUGCCGAUCCCGAUCAAGUUGUACGGCAAGCUGUUGCCCAAGCAGCUGUUCGACCCGCAAUGGCUAGCGGAGCAUCGGAAGGAGCUGGAGGACGAGCCGUACUGCAUCCGCAUCAACGAUAAUGAUAUCGAUGGAUGGGAGGAAGGUCAUCAUCCGUUGGGAGAGGAUACGAGCGACGAGAUGGAGUGGAGUGAUGCCAAGGAGAGCUCGAUGAGGGGAAGGCAGAUGAUGAGUGUGGGUGGGAGGGAUGGGGGAGCGAGCACGACGCAUUCUCCUGCUCCAGCGGUGGGUAAGGCGAGUGAGGGUGGGGAGGGUGCGGCAGUGGUAGCGAUGUCGAGGAAAGCGGAGUCGCUGGCGAAUGGGGCUGAUGAUACGCCGGCGGUGGAAGCAGAUGAUGCGGGAAAGAACGUCGCUGUCACUUCGACGGUUUCGGAAGGAUCUGGUACGAGCAGCGUCUCGUCUAGUUCGAGAUCGGCUGCGGGAGACACGGGCGGCAGCGACACGGAUUCCGAAUCGUCUGUCGUCGUUGGCGACGCCGUCGAGGGCACCAAGGCGAAUGCGACGAUAUCGCCUACAGACGUUGCUGAAAGCGCAGCAGAGACGAGCAAGGACGCUGCACUGGUUGCUGCUGAUCAGCCGAAGCCAGAACCCGGUUCAUAG
Pseudozyma hubeiensis SY62 is the source of this 3378-nucleotide messenger RNA. RefSeq lists its product as hypothetical. Lineage: Eukaryota; Fungi; Basidiomycota; Ustilaginomycetes; Ustilaginales; Ustilaginaceae. The transcript has a single exon. The coding region runs from base 1 to 3378 and encodes 1125 amino acids. The record is from RefSeq and is a predicted model, not a curated record.